GAUAUAUCUAACAUUGAAUGAAGAAAAACAUCCGAUACUGUCUAGUUUUGUAUACAUACAGUCAGUGUGCCGGCCGCCGGCGACCGCAUAACCGCUUGGUGCGUCGUGCUAGCUUGCAAGCAAAUUUAUUUUAAUCAGCACUAUUUUUUGUUGCAAUGGGUAGAGUUGUUAUUAUAUUGGCGGUAGCUGCGGUAGCCAUAGCUGUGCUGUUCGCUCUAAGAUGUCACCAAACACCUUCUUCACCUCCACAACUGGACUUAACAGAAUGGUGGGGACCGAACGAACUGAGGGGCAAAGUUGAUAACAGUAUCCGACCCUUCCAAGUGAAGUUCGAAGAAUCAGUUGUUAACGAUUUAAAGUCUCGUUUGAAAAAUCACCGACCAUUCACUGCCCCGUUAGAAGGAAUUGGCUUUGAAUAUGGUUUUAAUAGCAAGACCUUGAACACGUGGGUCCAGUACUGGGCUGAGAAAUAUCCAUUCAGCGAACGAGAGAAGUUCCUCAACCAAUUUUCUCAGUUCAAAACCAAUAUCCAGGGUUUGGAUAUACACUUCAUAAGGGUUAAACCUAAGGUCCCAGCAGGUGUCCAAGUGGUUCCAAUUCUCUUGAUGCAUGGAUGGCCGGGAUCUGUUAGAGAAUUCUACGAAGUCAUUCCUCUGCUCACUCGUCAGACCCAAGGGUACGAUUUCGCUUUCGAAGUCAUCGUGCCAAGUUUACCUGGCUAUGGAUUUUCUGAUGCUCCCGUACGCCCAGGACUUGCUGCUCCUCAAACGGCGGUGAUUUUCAAGAACCUGAUGAACAGGCUGGGCUUCAAGAAAUAUUACAUCCAGGGUGGAGACUGGGGUGCGGUUGUUGCUGGGGCGCUGGCCACUUUGUUCCCUGAUGAAGUACUUGGUCAUCACACCAAUAUGCCGACAGCAAGGGGUGGUUGCACAAUUGUCAAAACACUGAUCGGCGCUGUAUUCCCGUCACUGGUCGUGGAUCCAGAACAAGCUGAUAGAAUGUACCCACUGUCGAAGGCAUUUUCUUAUAUUCUAGAAGAAUCCGGUUACUUCCAUAUUCAAGCGACCAAACCUGAUACUGUUGGUGUUGGUCUAAAUGAUUCACCAUCAGGACUUCUGGCCUAUAUUCUUGAGAAGUUCUCAACGUGGACCCGAAGAGAACACCGGUCAGCUGUCGAUGGUAAACUGGAGUUCAGAUUCACCAAGGAUCAACUGAUUGAUAACUUGAUGAUAUAUUGGACAACACAGUCUAUCACCACAUCAGUGAGAUACUAUGCAGAGAAUUUCAGUAACAAUAACAGAGAACUGAAUAUUGAAGGAUACAAAAGUGCGGUCCCUACCUGGGCGUUGCAAGCAAAGAACGAGCUAGCGUUCCAGUCUGCUAGCAUCCUUCGCGAAAGAUACCCGAACCUCAUCAAAGCUGUUGUCCUCAACGACGGCGGUCACUUCUUAGCCUUCGAGCUACCUAAGGUCUUCGCAGAGGAUGUCUUCAGAGCAGUGAAAGCUUUCAGGGAAUGGCAUGCCAAGAAUCGAAAGACAGAGUUGUAAUUUAGUUUGCCUUUAAUUUAGGGGAUGUCCAUUAACCACGUGAGGUAUUUUUUUUUUAUUCCCCGCUUCCUUGGUAUAUCUUGAUACUUGAUUUGCUUAUUUCACUUAAAUAAGAUGAGAAUAAAAAGUUUUUAUAUCAUCGUUGAACCUCCUCCCUAUGGAUGAGAUUUGGUGAGAUUUUGUUAACUCCCCCCCCCCCCCCCCCCCAUUUAUGUUUAUAUAAUUAAUGGAUUUCCCCUUAUUUGGUAGCUAUUUGUUCAAUUAUAAUUAUGUGAUCAAAUUAUUAUAUUAUCUUCAAUGAAAAGUAACACAGGAAUUAUAGAUCUCAAAUAUUUUGUUUUUUUUUUUUCAAAAAUAGGCUCAAUUUAUAAGCAUGAGAGAUAAAAAGCGAGAGAUAAGAUUCUGUUUUUUUUUUUAUUGUUAAUUAAUAAAAUAAUGAAGGUCUCGGAAAUUAAACAUUGAGCACAAAUUUUAAACAUUAAGAUUUUGUUACGAAAUCAAUUGUGAAGUAGUACUUGACUGUGAACUAGAUGGCGUUGGUAAUUGUUGUUUUUAAAAGAAAAGACAUGUUACGCAUAUAUUUGUUACUUUUAUAAUGAACUAUUGACUAUUUUAUAUAAAAAUGUAAAUAAAACUGUUUUAUAAUUCA
Molecule: messenger RNA, 2196 nt
Organism: Galleria mellonella (greater wax moth)
Lineage: Eukaryota; Metazoa; Arthropoda; Insecta; Lepidoptera; Pyralidae
Product: juvenile hormone epoxide hydrolase-like
Exons: 8
Coding region: 156-1547 (463 amino acids)
Biological process (GO): epoxide metabolic process
Molecular function (GO): epoxide hydrolase activity
Source: RefSeq, a predicted model, not a curated record